This is a messenger RNA of Odocoileus virginianus texanus, 1487 nucleotides long. It is a transcript of the gene HPX, whose product is annotated as hemopexin. Lineage: Eukaryota; Metazoa; Chordata; Mammalia; Artiodactyla; Cervidae. Gene Ontology annotation, molecular function: heme transmembrane transporter activity. The record is from RefSeq and is a predicted model, not a curated record. Gene Ontology annotation, biological process: heme transport; intracellular iron ion homeostasis.
UGCCCAACACUGUCCUGGGGCCUCUCCAGCUCACCAUGGCUCGGGCAUUGGGAGCGCCAGUUGCACUGUGGCUGUUGGGCUUGUGCUGGUCUUUGGCUAAAGCCCACCCUCUGGCUAAAGCUCCUGAGCUGGGGCACGGAGUUGAAGGUGGGAAUGUGGCCAAGCCGGAUCCAGACGUGAUAGAACGCUGCUCGGAUGGCUGGGGCUUUGAUGCUACCACCCUGGAUGAGCAUGGGAACAUGCUGUUUUUAAAAGGGGAGUUUGUGUGGAAGGGUCAUGCCUGGGCCCGGCAGUUAAUCUCAGAGAGGUGGAAGGAUGCCCCCAGUCCCGUGGAUGCUGCAUUCCGCUAUGAUCAAAACAGUGUCCUUCUGAUCAAGGGGGACAGAUUCUGGGUAUAUCCUCCUGAGGAGGGGCAGGAAUACCCAAAGUUGCUCCAAGAGAAGUUUCCUGGAACCCCAUUUCCACUGGAUGCAGCUGUGGAAUGUCACCGUGGAGAAUGCGCUAAUGAGGGUGUCUUCUUCUUCCAAGGCAACCACACGUGGUUCUGGGACUUCUCUACAAAAACCAUAAAGGAGCGUCCCUGGCCGGCCGUUGGGAACUGCUCUUCGGCCAUACGAUGGCUCAACCGCUACUACUGCUUCCGGGGUAACAAAUUCCUGCGCUUCAACCCUAUCAACGGAGAAGUGAAUUCCAGUUAUCCUCGGGAUGUCCGAGAUUACUUUAUGCCCUGCCCUAAUAGAGGCCAUGCACAUAGGAAUGCAACCCAGCAUGUGGAUAAGCGCUGUAGCCCACAUUUAGUCUUGUCUGCAUUGCUGUCUGACAAUCAUGGUGCCACCUAUGCUUUCAGUGAGAACCACUACUGGCGUCUGGACAGCAGCCGGGAUGGGUGGCAUAGCUGGCUCAUUGAGCAUCUGUGGCCCCAAGGUCCCUCAACAGUGGAUGCUGCCUUUCUCUGGGAAAAUAAGCUCUAUCUGAUCCAGGGUACCCAGGUAUAUAUCUUCCUGACAAGGGCAGGCUACACGCUCGUACAAGAUUAUCCAAAGCAGCUGGAGAAGGAAUUCGGGAGCCCUCACGGGGUCAGCCUUCAUUCCGUGGAUGCAGCCUUCAUCUGUCCUGGAUCUUCUCGGCUCCACAUCAUGGCAGGCCAGAAGCUGUGGUGGUUGGAUCUGAAUUUAGGAGCUCAAGCCACGUGGACAGAGCUUCCUUGGCCCCAUACGAAGGUCGAUGCGGCCCUGUGUACGGAGAAGUCUCUGGGCCCCCACUCGUGUUCCGCCAAUGGUCUGGGCUUGUACCUUGUCCAAGGCCCCAAUCUGUACUGCUACAAAGACGUGGAGGAACUGAGCAAGACCAAGAACCUUCCCCAGGCCCAGAGGAUGAACAGCCUCCUGGGCUGCGCUCCCCCCCAGCACUCCUGAUGCGAGUCUGGUCCAGUUCCUCCUCCCCAUCUCCUCACAGUAAAGCCACAGUGCUUCUUCACUUGAAUCAAA